CUUCCGGACGGGGCUGGCCGAGGUCUCAGCCACAUGACUGUGUUCCGGCUGGGCAAUGAUGGCGGCGCCCAGAGCGGUAGCGUGAAAGUUGUUGGUGGAAGCACCGUCCAGUCGUGUUGGAAUCAAAACAGUGGGGACCCUGCGCCAUGUCGCGACUGAUUGUGAAGAACCUCCCAAAUGGGAUGAAGGAGGAGCGUUUCAGGCAGCUGUUUGCCGCCUUUGGCACGCUGACGGACUGCAGCCUAAAGUUCACCAAAGAUGGCAAGUUCCGCAAGUUUGGCUUUAUCGGCUUCAAGACGGAGGAAGAGGCCCAAAAGGCACUGAAGCACUUUAACAAGAGCUUUAUUGACACAUCCCGGAUCACAGUGGAGUUCUGCAAGUCGUUCGGGGACCCGACAAAACCCAGAGCCUGGAGCAAACAUGCCCAGAAACCAAGCCAGCCCACGCAGCCUCCAAAAGACUCUGCUACUCCAGAAAUUAAGAAAGACGAGAAAAAGAAAAAGGUGGCAGGUCAAUUGGAGAAGCUGAAGGAGGAUACAGAAUUCCAGGAGUUUCUGUCGGUUCAUCAGAGGCGGGCGCAGGCAGCCACUUGGGCGAACGAUGGCCUGGAUGCUGAGUCAUCGAGAGAGAAGAGCAAGCCGGCCAGCGACUACCUGAACUUCGACUCCGAUUCCGGGCAGGAGACUGAGGAGGAGGGAGCUGGGGAGGACCUGGAAGAAGAGGCAAACCUCGAACAGAAGGCAGCUGUGCAGAAGGAGCUGUCGGACAUGGACUACCUGAAGUCCAAGAUGGUGAAGUCCGGGUCAUCCUCUUCCUCAGAGGAGGAGGAAAGUGAAGAUGAAGCCGUGCACUGUGAGGAAGGGAGUGAGGCCGAGGAAGAGGGUUCCUCCACCACCCCAGCCCUGCAGGAAAGAGACGGCAAGGGUGUAGGCCAAGAGCAAGGAAUGCCAGCUGGGAAAAAGAGGCCACCGGAGGCCAGAGCCGAGGCAGAAAAACCAGCAAACCAGAAGGAACCCACCACCUGCCACACCGUGAAGCUGCGGGGAGCCCCGUUCAACGUCACAGAGAAGAAUGUUAUGGAAUUCCUGGCACCCUUGAAACCAGUGGCCAUUCGAAUUGUGAGAAACGCUCAUGGGAAUAAAACAGGGUACAUCUUUGUGGAUUUCAGCAACGAAGAGGAAGUGAAGAAAGCGCUGAAAUGCAACCGGGAGUACAUGGGUGGGCGCUACAUUGAGGUGUUCAGGGAGAAGAACGUCCCCACCACCAAGGGUUCACCAAAGAAUAGCGCCAAAUCCUGGCAAGGCCGGAUACUCGGGGAGAACGAAGAGGAGGAGGACCUGGCUGAGUCCGGAAGGCUCUUUGUACGGAACCUGCCCUACACCAGCACCGAGGAGGACCUGGAGAAGCUCUUCUCCAAAUACGGUCCCCUGUCUGAGCUCCACUACCCCAUCGACAGCCUGACCAAGAAACCCAAGGGUUUUGCAUUCGUCACCUUCAUGUUCCCUGAGCACGCCGUGAAGGCCUACUCGGAGGUGGACGGGCAGGUAUUCCAGGGCAGAAUGCUCCAUGUGCUACCGUCUACCAUCAAGAAGGAAACCAGCGAAGAUGCCAGUGCCCUGGGAUCGUCAUCCUACAAGAAGAAGAAGGAGGCCCAGGACAAAGCCAACAGCGCCAGCUCUCACAACUGGAACACGUUAUUCAUGGGGCCGAAUGCCGUGGCCGAUGCCAUCGCACAGAAGUACAGCGCCACCAAGAGUCAAGUUUUUGACCACGAGACCAAGGGCAGCGUGGCCGUACGUGUGGCUCUGGGGGAGACUCAGCUUGUCCAGGAAGUGCGGCGCUUCCUCAUAGACAACGGGGUCAGCCUGGAUUCCUUCAGCCAGGCUGCAGCAGAGCGAAGCAAGACGGUGAUUCUGGUCAAGAACCUCCCGGCAGGCACCCUGGCAGCCGAGCUGCAGGAGACCUUUGGCCGUUUUGGCAGCCUGGGCCGCGUGCUGCUGCCAGAGGGUGGAAUCACCGCCAUCGUAGAGUUCCUGGAGCCCCUGGAGGCCCGCAAGGCCUUCAGGCAUCUGGCCUAUUCCAAGUUCCACCACGUCCCUCUGUAUCUGGAAUGGGCUCCGGUCGGCGUCUUCUCCAGCACAGCCCCACAGAAGAAAGAGCCCCAAGAUGCACCUCCGGAACCCACGGAAAAGGAUCAAGCAGAGCCAGAAACCGUGUCCAAUGGUGAAACCCCAGAAGAUAAGAAUCCAACAGAGGAAGAAGCAGACAAUUCUUCAGCAAAGAUGGAAGAGGAAGAGGAGGAAGAGGAAGAAGAAGAGGAGAGCCUCCCAGGGUGUACUCUGUUUAUUAAGAAUCUCAAUUUUGACACAACAGAGGAGAAGCUGAAGGAAGUGUUUUCCAAAGUGGGGACAGUGAAGAGCUGCUCUAUCUCCAAGAAGAAGAACAAAGCAGGAGUGCUGCUUUCCAUGGGAUUUGGAUUUGUGGAAUACAGGAAGCCGGAGCAAGCCCAGAAAGCUCUCAAGCAGCUCCAGUUACACAUGGUGGACGGCCACAAGCUGGAAGUGAGGAUCUCGGAACGAGCCACUAAGCCAGCCGUGACAUCAGCUCGGAAGAAACAAGUUCCCAGAAAGCAGACCACCUCCAAGAUCCUGGUGCGGAACAUCCCCUUCCAGGCCCACAGCCGGGAGAUCCGAGAGCUCUUCAGCACCUUUGGGGAGUUGAAGACGGUCCGCCUGCCAAAGAAGAUGACCGGGACAGGCACACACAGAGGCUUCGGCUUUGUGGACUUCCUCACCAAGCAGGAUGCGAAGAGAGCCUUCAACGCCCUGUGUCACAGCACCCACUUGUAUGGCCGGAGACUGGUGCUGGAGUGGGCCGAUGCUGAGGUGACCCUGCAGGCCCUGCGGCAGAAGACGGCUGCACACUUUCACGAGCCCCCGAAGAAAAAGCGGUCUGUGGUGUUGGACGAGAUCCUGGAGCAGCUGGAAGGCAGCGACAGCGACAGCGAGGAGCAGACCCUUCAGCUGUGAGCUGGCGCCGAGAGGGGCUGCUGAGCUAGAAUUCCCACCUACAUCUUUCUAAGGGACUGUUCACGGCUUGAGACCUGGCCUCUGUCCUGCCCACCCUUGUCACUUGGGACCACAAGCCCUGGUUCUGUCACCCAGGGAAGCCUCCCAGCGGCUCACGAAGCAUCAAGCUCCAAGCCCAGAUGCCAAGCUCUCCUGCUGAGCCGAAUGAUGUCACUCCUGGCAGCCACGUUCUGCUCAUGGGCCUGGAGCCCUGUGAAAUGCAUCGAGGUCCUCUCCACAGGCCAACAGCAUCCCCAGGCCUCUCUCAGGCGCCUGUGGGCACAUUUCCUCCAGCCUGAGACGCAGCCUCCUGCCUGGAAGGGCCUGUGCCAGCAGCAGCCAGAGGGCAAGCUGGAGAGGACAGAGCAAGAACUGCGGUGCAUCUCACCUUGGGCUGAAUCCAGGCAUCACCAUUGCCCAAGGUGUAACCUCAGACUAAUGAUAGCCUGUCUGAGCCUCCGUUUUUCUCUCUAGGAAAUGGGGGUGAUAAUUGUGCCUACCUCAGAUAGAUGGUGCCAGAAUUAAGUGAGUCAAGCCGAGUAAAGCCCAGAGAAGAUUCUCAUCAGCGCUUUUGUUUGCUUCAUUUAGAAUCACUGGGUGGGGCUCUAAGUGAGAGUUCGGGUAUCGUCAGACUUUGUGCAUAAAACAUGGUCUGUGCAUGUUGGUGGGGAUGAGGUUCCAGUUUUCAUCCAGUUUUCAGAGUGGCCCAGAGCCCAGGCAAGUCCACAUGGAACUGGCAGCCUGCAAGACCAAGCUGCACCUCAUGUCCUCUAGAGCAGACACCCCCUUAGCCAUCCGAGCUCAUCCCUGAGAAUUCAUGGAAACAGAAAACACAGAAUGGCUUGUCCCCAACCCUUUAAGUUUUUUAGGGACAGGACGCGGUGGCACAAUUAUAGCUCACUGCAGCCUCACGUGAUCCUCCCAUGUUGACCUCCCAAAGCGCUGGGAUUACAGAUGUGAGCCAUCACGCCCAGCCACAUUCUCCAGCUUUUAGACUGGGGUGGCUCACAGAGUCGUAUUGACUCUGGAUGUGGGGGCUGAGCAGUGAGGUCGUUGUUAAACCACACCCAGGCCGACCCUCAGGUGACCAGGCUCCUAAGUUGCCAUGGGUCUUGUAGAAUGAAAGGGCUGGAGACCGACCUCGUGCCUUCCCACUGCUCGUCCUGUUUGGCGGCACGUGGCUUCUUCUGGCUGAACCUUCUGGUCUCUACAAUUUGUACUCACGUUUCCACACCUCCGGAGCCAGCAAGGAUGGCCAGCUGGUCACCAGAAAUAAGGUGUAGACCCACGGGCCUGGUGCAGAGGCAGGCAUCUUUUGGCACCAACUUAACUGGCCAGGAGGAUGCUUCUAGAACCUCCCCCAGAGCAGGAUUCAGCCCCGUCCAGGGCUUGGUGCGGGAUGAACAAGCGUGGGCUCUGCAUUGGGGCCUGCCUGGGCUCCGUAAAGGUUCACCACUCUCCCGAGCACACACGGUGGAGUGAUGGGAAUCAGGGCUGUCCGGUCCUUCUUGCGUAGCUGCCUUCCCUGUGGCCAAAAGAAAAAGCCGGCAAGCGGGGAAGGUUUGGGAACUGCAGGAGAAUGAAAGGUGGCAAGAGGAGGGAGAGCUUCCAGCCUCUUGCCAGGCCUGGUCCAGAAUUGGCGAUGGGGAGUCAGGCAGGCGGGAGACCAUGUACCGAGUCUGGCCCUGGCGGCCCUGUCUGGAAGGGGCAGGUCUGUAAGCACACGGGAGUACUGGAGGCCACUCCCACGGAGGUCUCUGGGUGCCCCUUCAUGCCGCGCCCACCAGACUGCACCCUCAUCUCCUCUCUUCCGGCUCAACCAAUGUGGCCUGACUGAUCCAUGAGCUGGAUCGUGUCAAUCUGCAGCUUCAAACCCUUGAGGCCUCCCCGACACGUGGCAAGUCAAGUCCCGGCAGCCUCCUACCCUGGGGCCCUGGCCCUGGCUCUUCCCUCUGUCCGGAUGCCCUUCCCCUAGUCUUCCUGUGUGGCUCCUUUUUAUUUUCCUUUGAUCUCUUAGUUUAAAUCAAGCUUGUCCAACCCAAGCUUGAGCUUUGAAUAAGCCCAAUACAGAAUUUGUAAACUUCCUUAAAAC
Messenger RNA from Sapajus apella (tufted capuchin), 5160 nucleotides. It is a transcript of the gene RBM19, whose product is annotated as RNA binding motif protein 19. NCBI's taxonomy places the organism in Eukaryota, Metazoa, Chordata, Mammalia, Primates, Cebidae. Bases 147 to 3029 code for a protein of 960 amino acids. The record is from RefSeq and is a predicted model, not a curated record. Gene Ontology annotation, molecular function: RNA binding. The transcript is spliced from 25 exons.